Molecule: messenger RNA, 1785 nt
Organism: Schistocerca cancellata (South American locust)
Lineage: Eukaryota; Metazoa; Arthropoda; Insecta; Orthoptera; Acrididae
Gene: VGlut
Product: vesicular glutamate transporter 1
Exons: 11
Coding region: 1-1785 (594 amino acids)
Biological process (GO): monoatomic anion transport; synaptic transmission, glutamatergic; neurotransmitter loading into synaptic vesicle
Cellular component (GO): excitatory synapse; synaptic vesicle membrane
Molecular function (GO): neurotransmitter transmembrane transporter activity; L-glutamate transmembrane transporter activity
Source: RefSeq, a predicted model, not a curated record
AUGCGACACGCCGCCUUCGCCGCUGCCGCCGCCCCCCUAACGCACGGGGGAGCGGACGUGCCGGCUCAUAAUGCACUCGGCGGUGGGGUGGGGGGAGCGUCGCGGCGCAACAUUCAUAACUGCUGGAUUGAGCCAAACAUCCGGUAUGAAGAAUUCGAAAUGCCUUCCAAGAACCUGAAACACAUGAACAUGGGGUACAGCAAGUCGGAGGACGAGAAGGGCGUCGGCCCGGGGGACUUCGACGCCGGGACCCCGGAGUCGCUGCCCAGCCCGGAGCGGCCGCCGCUGCGACACAUCGACAAGUACAUCCGGCCAGAGUGUCCCUGCCUGACCAAGCGCUACACCAUCGCCCUGCUCACCUGCGUAGGUUUUAUCAUCUCCUUCGGCAUGAGAUGUAACAUGGGAAUGGCGAAACUGAAAAAAAUACACGGGAUGGCGGUGUUCAACUGGACGGUGGCCGUGGAGAGCGCCGUGGACUCUUCGUUCUUCUGGGGUUACCUGGUCACGCAGGUGCCCGGCGGUUUCCUGGCGUCCGCCUACCCGGCCAACAGGAUAUUCGGGACGGCGAUCGCCAUCUCGUCGUUCAUGAACCUUCUGGUGCCGGGCGCGACGUCCCUUCACCCCGCCUGCGUCAUCAUCGUCAGGAUAUGCCAGGGCUUCGUCGAGGGCGUGACUUACCCGGCGUGCCACGGCAUCUGGCGCUUCUGGGCGCCGCCGCUAGAGCGCUCUCGGCUCGCGACGCUGGCCUUCUGCGGCUCGUACGCCGGCGUCGUGCUGGGCAUGCCGCUCUCCGGCAUGCUGGCGGGGGGCAUCAGCUGGCAGGCGCCCUUCUACUUCUACGGCGUGGUGGGCCUGCUGUGGUACUUGUUCUGGCUGUGGCUGAGCUUCGAGAAGCCGUCGAAACACCCAAGCAUAUCGGCGCGCGAGCUGCAAUACAUCGAACAGUCGCUGGGGCAGUCGGUGAACCAGGCCAUGCCGACCAUGUCGACGACCCCUUGGGGCGCCUUCCUCACGUCGCUUCCCGUCUACGCCAUCGUCGUCGCCAACUUCUGUCGCUCCUGGAACUUCUACCUGCUCGUUCUCUUCCAGGCGCCCUAUCUCCAGAGCUCUUUCAACAUGACCAUAGAGGAGACGGGGUUCGUCGGCGCGCUGCCCCACUUGCUGAUGACGAUCAUCGUGCCCCUGGGAGGUCUGCUGGCAGACCACGUCCGCAAGAAGGGCUACCUGACCACCACCAACGUGCGCAAGGUGUUCAACUGCGGCGGCUUCGGCAUGGAGGCGUGCUUCUUCAUGGUGGUGGCCUACGCGCAGACCAAAGUGGCCGCCACGGUAGCGCUCACCCUCGGCGUCGCUUUCAGCGGCUUCGCCAUCUCCGGGUUCAACGUGAACCACCUGGACAUCGCGCCACGGUACGCCAGUAUCCUGAUGGGCAUGUCCAACGGCAUCGGCACCAUCGCCGGCCUCAUCUGCCCCAUCGCCAUCGAUAACAUCACCAAAGACCAUACGCGAGACAGCUGGAAGACUGUGUUCAUCAUGGCGGCGAUGGUGCACUUGUUCGGCGUGACGUUCUACGCGCUGUUCGCCUCCGGAGAGCUGCAGCCGUGGGCGGAGCCGGCGGCCGCGUCGCCCGCCGCAGACAAGAAGUGGAACCCCCUGGACGAGGCCUACCAGCUGGACCCCGGCCGGCAGCUGCCGCCCGCCGGCGACCAGCCCACCUCACCGCCCCCACCUCCCGUCCCGGGCGUCCCCCCCAAAGUGCGUGCCAACCAGCCGGUAGCCGUCUAG